Messenger RNA from Drosophila takahashii, 5893 nucleotides. It is a transcript of the gene rols, whose product is annotated as rolling pebbles. The record is from RefSeq and is a predicted model, not a curated record. Lineage: Eukaryota; Metazoa; Arthropoda; Insecta; Diptera; Drosophilidae. Gene Ontology annotation, molecular function: protein binding.
AUGCCCACGCUGCAGCAAAUUGCUCUCCCGAUGGAAGGCGAUCAGUCGGAGCUGCAGACGCCCCCGCUGCCGAUAAACCCGCCUCCCAAGUUGCUGGCCAAUGGAAUCGUUUACGGUUUCCGCACCCGGCACCUGUCCUGCAUCGAGGAGAACGACUCGGACUCGCUGCACGGAUCGUCCAUUCCACACGCCUACGAUAUGAUGCAGCAGGCGGACGAGACCUUCCAGAAGUUGAAUGCCAACGAGGAGCAGGACGAGUCGGGCAGUGAGGAGGAGGGCCUGGAGAAUCUGGACGACACCAUCGCCAUGAUCGAUGAGUCGCGGCUCCUGGAGGCCGAUUACCUGGACGAACUGGUGGCCGAGGAGCAGUUGCAGGAGCAGGACGAAGAGGAGGAGUCGUCGGAUCUCGUGGACUCUGGCAAUGUGGAGGAGGACUUCUGGCAGCCGAGCUUCAAUCGUAACGACAUCAUGAUGACCUCUGUCUACGGAGCUCUGAAUGGUUCCUUGACCAGUGAGGUGUCCUCGAAUGCCAUGCCGGGAUAUUCCGAUUGCGCCACGCCCAGAAAGGAGACGGAAGCCGUUUAUGCCACGCCGGAGAAGCGACGAGCCAGCAAUCGAAGUUUCGACUCCACCUGCGCUUCUCUGACCAGUUCCCUGUAUGGAGGAUCAAUGAACUCCUCGCUGGAUCUGAAGUACGCCACCUUGGGCGGUGGAGAUUUGGGCAGCGGGGGAAUCAGUGGAACCAGCACUUUAAGGGGAACCUCGGUGCCUCCGAUGGAUAUAUCUAUGAUGUCCAGCGAUGGAGUGAGUGCCCUCGACUGGGGAUCGGCCAGUGUGAGCUGUGUCUUGGACUCCGGCGAGGGUAAUCCUGCCGAGGAGCUCAACGAGGAAAUGGCUGCCAAGUGCCUGAGUGCCGCAGAAAGUGAUCUCCAGUCCAUCCGACGUCUCCUGGAACACGAUGCCAGUGGCUCCGUGUGCCCCUCCUGCCGCAUAUCCUUCGACAAGGGCAAGAGACGGAAACUGAUCGACACCUGCGGACACGAACGGUGCUAUUCCUGCAUGUUCCGCAACGACCAGUGCCCCAUGUGCAUGAACAGCUCGCUGAAAGAUGUUGAUGGCGCCAACGCUCAGGGCUACGACACCGGAAUCGGUGGAUCCACAUCGACGAUUGUGAGUCCUCUUGGAUCUCCGCAGCCGCAGCUCAGAUCGCAUGCGCAACGGAACGCGGCUCUGGCGCGCUACAUGCAGCAGCACCGCCAGGAGUCGCAGUCGCCGGAUUACCACCACCGCUAUGCGAGCAAUGGCAAGCUGCCCCGGGCGGUGGCCUCUACCAAUGGCAAUGGCUUUUCCACCGGCACCACCCAAACGGUCACCGUGGAUGUGCACCACCACCACCAGCACCUCAGCGGAGGAGUUGCCUCCGCCGCCGCCAAGCAGUUGAUGGCCAACGGCAAUGGUAUAAGUGGCCAUAGUCGCAGCAGCAGUCUAAGCCAUAACAUCCAUGCGGUGGCCUACAGCGAGCUGAGUGCCGCACCACCGGCCUUUGCCACACCGCCGACGCGGAGGCGGUUCUUCAACCACAAGAAUCUGCGCAGCGCCCUCACUGGAGGAAGUGGCGGGCCAUCGGGCGGCGGAGGAGCUGGAGGAGUGGGCGGCGGCCAUCGACGCACUGCCUCCAAUGGGGGUUGUCCCAUUGACACGGCAUCAAUCCUGUCCGGAGAUCAUCCUCAUCAUCACCACCACGAUAGCCAGACGGUGGGCAAGGAGUCCAAUGCCCUCAACACAUCGACCUGCUCGGAUUCGGCGGUCACAAGAAGGCGGCGGAAGAACGUUAGCAACCACAACCUGAAGACCUCCGCUCGCCAUGGAGGAGGUAGUGAGAAUCGCCUGAAUCGGCUCAGUUUGGCCGGAACCUCCGUCUACGCGGGUCAUCUGUCGUCGUUGGUCUUCGGGAAGAUCAAGUCCCUGUGGAGCGUAAACUCCUCCAAUUCCAGCGAGGCGGGACUGAAUCAACUAGCAGGAAGCGACGCCCUUGACCAUCACUCCUCGCUGCUGAACGAGAAGCUGCAGAAGGACCAGCUCCACGCCCGCCUCGGCCUGCUGCUCAACGAUCCUGGGAGCAAUGGGAACAGCAGCAGCAGCGGCAGUGGCUGCGAACCCAUCUCCGCCCACUCCACCACGAGCACGACGAGCAGCAGCGGCGUGGGAGCGAACAGCAACACCACGAGCGGCUCCUCGCAGAACGUGAGUCCGGAGCAGACGCUGGCCAGCGGGGCGGGGAUGCUCAGCGGCAGCCAGCUGUCGGUGGCCACCAGUCACGGGGUCAAGGAGGAUGCACUGAGUCUGUGUGGCAAAUUCAAGGCGGGCUGCUCCAUGCUGCAUGUGUACGAGGCGCUGCCGAGCAAGAGUCGCAAGGGAAAUGCCAGGAGAUCGACGAGGGGUCAAGCAUCCGCUUCCAGCUCUUCGGCAGCAGCGGGAACGGGAGCAGUGUCAUCCAGAGUAACUGCCUCCACUUUGGCGGCGGUUCAGUUGGCCCUGAAGCCACUGUUCUUCGAGGUGCCCCUGCAGGAACCCGAUCCUCCGUACGUCGGUCGCCAGUGGCUGGUGCAGCAGUUGUCCAACAUCCUCCUCGGCACCGAAACGCGGGUGGUGCUGAUCAACGGACAGCCGGGCACCGGGAAGACCGCCUUCUGCCUGCAGCUGGUGGAGUACUCCUGCUUCGGCCGCCGGCAGAUGCAGGACGCCGAUCCCGAUGGCAUCUACAGUCAGCUGCAGCUGGGCGCCCACUGUGAGCGCAUGCGCGGCCUGGCCUCCCACAUGGUGGGCUAUCACUUCUGCCAGGCGGACGCGAAUCUCACCUGUCAGGUGCCGGACUUUGUGCACUCUUUGGCCGCCCAACUCUGCCAGGCGCCGCAGCUGACCGCCUACAGGGAUUACCUGCUAUCGGAGCCGCAUCUCCAGGACAUUCUCAGUGUGCGCGAAUGCAUCGCGGAUGCGGAGCGAGUGAUGAAGCUGGCCAUUCUGGAGCCACUGGCGCAGCUUCACAGGGCUGGAAAAAUUCCCGCCAAGGUGGCUGUUAUCCUGGUGGAUGCCCUCUGCGAGGCGGAGUAUCAUCGUCCCGAUCAUGGGCAUACUAUCGCUAGUUUUCUGGCUCAACUGACGCCGCAUUUUCCGGCCUGGCUGAAGCUAGUGGCCACUGUGAGGACCCAGAUGUUGGAGCUGGUCAAGGCUCCCAGCUACACGCAACUCACUUUGGAUAGCUGGGCGAGCAGUCAGACUUUGCAGCAGGAUAUGCUGGAUUAUAUAGGCGCCCGGCUGGCUGAUAGUCAGGAAAUUCGUAUGAACAUCGGAGGAGGAGGAGGAUUAGGAGUUGGAGGGCAGGGAAGCCAACCGCAGACCAAGUUCGUCUCCCAUUUGCAAUCCCUCAGCCGGGGCUCCAUGCUGUACGCCAAGCUCAUCCUGGAUCUCAUUGCCCGCGGCCAGUUGGUCAUCAAAUCCUCCAGCUACAAGGUGCUACCCGUUUCGCUCGCCCAGAUCUUUCUGCUGCACUUCAAUCUGCGCUUUCCCACCGCCCGCAGCUUCGAGCAGGCUGCUCCCAUCCUCAAUGUCUGCCUGGCGGCUCUCUAUCCGCUGACGCUGGACGAGAUCUACUACAGCAUGGAGGCACUGGGUCAUGGAAGGGAGUCGCUUAGCUGGCCGGACUUUAUGCAGCGCUUUAAGCUGCUCGAUGGCUUUCUGAUUAAAAGGUUGGACAACACAUACAUGUUCUUUCACAGCUCCUUGAGAGAAUGGCUGAUGCGGCGGGAUGAGGGCGAGUCCAACAAGUUCCUCUGCGACGCGCGGCUGGGUCAUGCGGCCAUUGCCUUCCGGUUGUCCCGCCUGCAGGCUCCUCUAUCGCCGCAGCUCACUUUGGAGCUGGGUCACCACAUGCUCAAGGCGCAUUUGUAUGGCGGAUCGAGUCUCACGCUCCUUUCUCCACGGGAUCUCCAAUCCUAUUGGUUGGCCGGAGCGGCGGACAACAUCUCCUCCUCGCUGGGCGCCCUGCGCAAUGUCUAUAGUCCGAAUUUGAAGGUCUCCCGAUUGGUUCUGCUCGCAGGAGCCUCGCCGAAUCACCGCACGGAUUACAUGGGCGGUGCUCCGAUCCUUUGCAUAGCUGCUCAUGAGGGCAUCCUGCCCAUGGUCAGCCUGCUGCUGGAAUUCGGCGCCGAUGUGGGUCUGACCAACAGUCAGGGAUGUACUCCCCUGAUUCUGGCCGCCAUGCGUGGCCACUGCGACGUAGUGCGUCCGCUGGUGGCCGCCGGCAGCAGCCUCGGACAACUGGACAUCACGCAGAGGUGCGCCCUGGUUCAUGCCGCCCGCAUGGGUCAUCUUAGCGUGGUCAAAUACCUGCUGGCCUGCGACUGGUCGCCAAGGAAGCACACCCAGGAUGUCUCCAGAUCGGUGGCUCUGCAACAGGCUCUCAUUGGAGCUGCUGCGCAGGCGCAUUGCAAAAUCCUCGAGGAUCUGCUGGACCUCAAUGAGUCGGAGUUCGAUCUGGAUGUGAAUGGCAUGGAGCCGAGCAGUGGAGAGUUGGCGCUCACGGCCGCCGCACGUCACGGAUGCGUGGAUGUGGUGGGCAUCCUGCUGUCCCGCGGCGCCCAGAUCGAUGCGAGGAAUCGCCAGGGAUACUCGCCGCUCUGGCUGGCCGUCAAGGAGGGUCACUGGAGCGUCGUGGAGCACCUGCUGCAGCGGGGUGCCCUGCUGGACGAGCCGCUGGGCGAGACGCGCAAGACGCCGCUGAUGAUUGCGGCGGAGGAGGGUCAUCUCGAGCUGGUGGAACUGCUGCUGGCAAGGGGAGCGGAGAGGGAGGCCCAGGAUCACGAAGGAUUCACGGCGCUCAGCUGGGCCUGCUUGCGUGGACAUCUCUCGGCAGCCAAGACGCUCAUCGAACAUGGCUGCAAUCGCCACCACGAGGAUCACAAUGGACGCACUGCCCUGGAUUUGGCCGCCUAUCAGGGAGCCGCCAGCCUAGUGCUCUAUAUCCUCGACCAGGGCGGCAACCUGGAGCACAUCGAUGUGCAUGGAAUGCGUCCGCUGGAUCGGGCCAUCGCCUGCCGCAACAUCCAGGCCGUGCAGGUGUUCCUGCGCAAGGGCGCCAAGCUGGGACCGACCACGUGGAGCAUGGCCAUGGGCAAGCCGGAGAUACUGGUGGUGCUGCUCAACAAGCUGCUGGAGGACGGCAAUGUGCUGUACCGGAAGAACCGCUUCCAGGAGGCCGCCCAUCGGUACCAGUACGCCCUGCGCAAGAUCUCCGGACUGGAGCAGUUGCUCGAGAGGAAUGCCGUCUUUGGCCAGCUAAGGACCAAUCUGCUGCUGAAUCUGUCGCGCUGCAAGCGAAAACUAAAUGAACUUGACGCCUCCAUAGAUUUGGCCACGCAGGCGAUUGCCCAGAAGCCGCACAGCUACGAGGGUUACUACGCCAGGGCAAAGGCGCGCAUGGAGCUGGGAGCCCUCAACGAGGCGCUGGUGGACGCCAAUGAGGCCAUGCAGCAGGCCGCCCAGAGCGGAGUGCUCUGCGAGGUGGUCGAGGUGCUGAAGCGCAUCCAAACCGAGCUGCUCACCCGGAUCACCAUCAGCAGCGAUGGCGGCGGAGCUUCCGCCGUUUACGAAUCUCAUCACGAGAUCACCGAUUUGUAAAUGUCGAUUGUUGUGUAAUGUUGUACUCGUCGUAUCCUUUUCGAAUUAAUCCCUAUGAUAGUUUAAGUGCCUAUCCUAGACCCUACUUUUUGCUAUUUAUUGCCUUCGAAUGUUUUUAAUUUAAACCAACUGAGAAACUAUUUUUGUAAUUUCUUUUAAAAUUGUCUUUUUAAUUGUGUCUACGCAUGUAAAAAUUAGUUAUAUACUCCGAUUAACC